Colletotrichum destructivum is the source of this 441-nucleotide messenger RNA. RefSeq lists its product as uncharacterized. The record is from RefSeq and is a predicted model, not a curated record. Bases 1 to 441 code for a protein of 146 amino acids. The transcript is spliced from 2 exons. Lineage: Eukaryota; Fungi; Ascomycota; Sordariomycetes; Glomerellales; Glomerellaceae.
AUGUUCCCUUCUAUCCUCAAGGAUACGGAGUUUUGUGGAUGGAGAUCCCGACUAGCUGGACAGCCUUGUCUCGUGGCCUUUCGGGCAACAGAACCCACCCAUCAGGAAAUCAACACGGGCGUAGCCCUCGCAUACAUCAACAGGCAACCCUACAGCAAUAUACUCGUCCGUUUUGAGAACAACGCCAGCGACACUGGGCGAUGCAAGAGAGGGAACAUUAGAGUCCGGCGCGAGUGCCCCUUCUCCAAUAUGACGGUCCACCUCGGACCGCAAGCGAUGCCUUCGUACGGCAACGCCACGACCUAUAAUUCGGCAACGAUCAUAGAGGGCAGCCCGCGCUGCCUGACGCGGGACCUUGACGCCUACCCGCUGCGCCGAUGGGCCAACUCCGGCAACAUGAUGAACCUGAUCCGUGGAAAUAGCGCCGUCAAGAAGUUCUAG